Capra hircus (goat) is the source of this 6866-nucleotide messenger RNA. It is a transcript of the gene ZEB1, whose product is annotated as zinc finger E-box binding homeobox 1. The record is from RefSeq and is a predicted model, not a curated record. Gene Ontology annotation, biological process: regulation of transcription by RNA polymerase II; anatomical structure development. Gene Ontology annotation, molecular function: DNA-binding transcription factor activity, RNA polymerase II-specific; RNA polymerase II cis-regulatory region sequence-specific DNA binding. The transcript has 11 exons. The coding region runs from base 2222 to 4948 and encodes 908 amino acids. NCBI's taxonomy places the organism in Eukaryota, Metazoa, Chordata, Mammalia, Artiodactyla, Bovidae.
UGCUCUGAUUGUGCGGCUGCCGUUGUGACGGUCGCCACUGCCACUUCCUCAUCUCUGAAUAAAAGACUUACUUCACUGGAAGCAGAAGUGGCCUUGGUUGGAGUAGAUUGCUCAAAUCUGUAAGAAGUUGGUUGUUUCUGAGCUCUGCACUAUUGUGAGGAAUUUUAUGUGUGUAUAUAUAUAUAUAUUUUUUUUCCUUUUUCAAAUCAGUAAAUCACAACCCAUGCAAAUGUGUUGUGGACUUACAGUCUUAAGGAAUAAGAUGGUUUUACUGCUGUUAAUUAUGAUUCUCUGAAGAUGUAAAAUCCUCUGCAUUUAUUAUUACUGGGCAGUUUUCUAGAUUAUUUCUGGCACUUAUUAAUAGUUCUGUGUAGAACUCCAUCUUGUGAAUCUGUUAUAUGUACUUUGUGAUCAGUUCUCUACUGUAGAUAAUUAAUAAAAUAAGGUAAUGGUGCUUGCCGUUCUUUGGGCUGGCAGGAUCCACUACCUGCUUGUUAAUUUUAAACAAGGCUGAUAAAUGAGCUGACUCUUUUACUGUCUACAUUAAAAUAACUAGGCAUGUAUGAAACUUACAGAUUCCAAAUAAAAUAAAAGUUUGUUUAAGGGAAUGUUUCUGGUUCAGAAUAGCUGUAGGAUUGGUGUGUGUUUUUCUUAAUAAACAAACAGAAAAAAAAAAUUCAAGCUUUUUUGGGAAAUCACACUGCAUGUUAAAGGAUAGAUUAGUGCUUGUAUUUAGACCAGGUGCUGAGAAAGCACACUUCAUCGUGUUUCAAUCACUAAGUAAUUCUUAUGUAAAAAAUACCAUCUUAUCUGUAUGGUGGUGGUGGUUUAAUUGCUAAGUCAUGUCUGACUCUUGCAACCCCAUGGACUGUAGCCUGCCAGGCUCCUCUGUCCAUGGGAUUCUCCAGGCAAGAGUGCUGGAGUGGGUAGCCAUUCCCUUCUCCUCUUAUCUGUAUAUGUUUUCUAAAUAUAUCACAUUGGACCUAAUUUUGUGUUAAUUAAGGGGCUUUUGUGCUGCGUAUGCUAUAAACUGUGUAGUAGAAACUUUUAAAGCUUAACUAAGUUCAUCUUCAUGAUACUCAUUUGUACCUUUUGUAUAUGUUUACCUUACUGUGUGUGACAGUAGUAAACUUAACUGUUGUAAAAUGCUCUGUAAUCGUGGCUUUACCAUGUGAAGUUGCUUUUCUGGACAAGGCUCAUCCUCCUCUUUUUUCCACAGUAGAUGAGUAUGGAUUUUUACUGUGCUACAAAAACAGUUCAAGGCAGGAAGGCGGACUUGGACAGUCUGUUCUUGGACAGUGACGCAUCGGGGGAAGGAAGCAAGUUUCAGUUUAAAUUCUCAACUGGCAAUUGGCCGAAAACUCCCAUCUGAAGACGUGAGCAUCCAAAAGUCAUGUUGUGAUUUGGCUGCUGUCUGCUCGACAGAGGAAGGCCCUGCCGGGAGAGCUGUGGAAGAACUGACUGGCAAAAGAAAACCCACGGAAAAUCUUAAACUUCCACCAGCAGAAGAUUAAAAAGAGGUCCCUCCUGCACCGGGAAGGCUCUGCAGGUCUUUUCCGUGCUCUUGGAGGUGUGGGCUGUGAGCCCUGGUCACUUUGUGUCAUCCUCCUUGCUCUCUAAAGUUACAAAUUAUAAUACUGUGGUAGAAACAAACUCAGAUUCAGACGAUGAAGACAAACUCCACAUUGUGGAAGAAGAAAGCAUUACAGAUGCAGCCGACUGUGAAGGCGGCGUGCCAGACGAUGACCUGCCCUCAGACCAGACAGUGUUGCCCGGGAGCAGCGCGAGAGAAGGGAGCGCAAAGAGCUGCUGGGAGGACGAUGCAGGAAAGGAAGGACAAGAAAUCCUGGGGCCGGAAGCUCGGGCAGAUGAAGUGGGAUGUGCAGUAAAAGAUGAUGAAUGCGACUCAGAUGCAGAAAAUGAACAAAACCAUGAUCCUAACGUUGAAGAGUUCCUGCAACAACAAGACACUGCAGUCAUCUACCCCGAGGCACCCGAGGACGACCAGAGGCAGGGCACGCCGGAGGCCAGCGGGCAUGACGAAAACGGAACACCAGAUGCAUUUUCCCAGUUGCUCACCUGUCCGUAUUGUGACAGAGGAUAUAAACGCUUUACCUCUCUGAAAGAACACAUUAAGUAUCGCCACGAGAAGAAUGAAGACAACUUCAGCUGCUCCCUGUGCAGUUACACGUUUGCAUACAGAACCCAGCUCGAGCGCCACAUGACCUCCCACAAAUCAGGACGAGAGCAGAGACAUGUGACGCAGUCUGGGGGUAAUCGUAAAUUCAAGUGCACUGAAUGUGGAAAAGCUUUCAAAUACAAACACCAUCUAAAAGAGCACUUAAGAAUCCACAGUGGAGAGAAGCCAUAUGAAUGCCCAAACUGCAAGAAACGUUUUUCCCAUUCUGGUUCCUACAGCUCACACAUCAGCAGUAAGAAAUGUAUCAGCCUGAUGCCUGUGAACGGGCGGCCGAGAACAGGGCUCAAGACCUCGCAGUGCCCCUCACCCUCGCUCUCGGCCUCUCCAGGCAGCCCCACGCGGCCACAGAUGCGGCAGAAGACAGAGAACAAGCCCCUGCAAGAGCAACUUCCCGUAAACCAGAUCAAAACCGAACCUGUGGAUUAUGAGUUCAAACCCAUAGUGGUUGCUUCAGGAAUCAACUGCUCAGCCCCUCUACAGAACGGGGUUUUCAGUGGUGGUGGCCCCUUACAGGCAACCAGUUCUCCUCAGGGUGUGGUGCAGGCCGUCGUUCUGCCAACGGUGGGUUUGGUGUCCCCCAUCAGCAUCAAUUUAAGCGAUAUUCAGAAUGUACUUAAAGUGGCGGUAGAUGGUAAUGUCAUCAGGCAGGUUUUGGAGAAUAAUCAAGCCAGUCUUGCAUCCAAAGAACAAGAAACAAUCAAUGCUUCAUCCAUCCAGCAAGGCGGCCAUUCUGUUAUUUCAGCCAUCAGUCUUCCUCUGGUUGAUCAAGAUGGAACAACCAAAAUCAUCAUUAACUACAGUCUUGAACAACCUAGCCAACUUCAAGUUGUUCCUCAGAAUUUAAAAAAAGAAACCCCAGUCCCCACCAACAAUUGCAAAAGUGAAAAGUUACCGGAAGAUCUUACUGUCAAGUCUGAGAAGGACAAAAGCUUUGAAGGGGGAGGGAAUGACAGCACUUGCCUCCUGUGUGACGACUGUCCCGGGGACAUCAAUGCACUUCCGGAGCUGAAGCACUAUGACCUGAAGCAGCCCACCCAGCCCCCUCGGCCCCCCACCCCAGAAGCUGCCAAGCCCGAGGCCUCCGCUCCAUCGGGGUCCGGAGAUGGCAGUUUGUCUCCCAGUCAGCCACCUUUAAAGAACCUCUUGUCUCUUCUGAAAGCAUAUUAUGCUUUGAACGCACAGCCAAGUGCAGAAGAGCUCUCAAAAAUUGCCGAUUCCGUGAACCUACCACUGGAUGUAGUGAAAAAGUGGUUUGAAAAGAUGCAAGCGGGACAGAUCUCAGUGCAGUCUUCUGAACCAUCUUCCCCGGAACCAGGCAAAGCCAACACCCCUGCCAAGAGCGACGGUCAGCCUCAGGCUGCAGACGCAGAUGAAACCCAGGACAGCACAGGGAACCGCCAGAGCCCUCUGAAGAGAGCUAGCUCCCCUGUCUUACCAGGGGGCUCGGCCGUCAAUGGUUCCGGAAGCAGCGCCUCCUCCCCUUCUCCCCUGAACCUCUCUUCCUCCAGAAGCGCACAGGGUUACUCGUACCCGACAGAAGGGGCGCAGGAAGAGCCGCAGGUCGAACCUCUUGAUCUUUCACUACCAAAGCAGCAGGGCGAGUUAUUGGAAAGGCCAACUAUCACUAGUGUUUACCAGAACAGUGUUUAUUCUGUCCAGGAAGAACCCUUGAACUUGUCUUGUGCAAAAAAGGAGCCACAAAAGGACAGUUGUGUUACAGACUCAGAACCAGUUGUAAAUGUAAUCCCACCAAGUGCCAACCCCAUAAAUAUUGCUAUACCUACCGUCACUGCCCAGUUACCCACGAUCGUGGCCAUCGCUGACCAGAACAGCGUUCCGUGCUUGCGAGCACUGGCUGCCAACAAGCAGACCAUCCUGAUCCCCCAGGUCGCCUACACAUACUCGACUGCAGUCAGCCCAGCAGUCCAGGAAACACCCUUGAAGGUGAUCCAGCCCAAUGGAAAUCAGGAUGAAAGGCAAGACACUAGCUCAGAAGGAGUAUCCAACGUAGAGGAUCAGAACGACUCUGAUUCCACGCCCCCCAAAAAGAAAAUGCGGAAGACAGAAAACGGAAUGUAUGCUUGUGAUUUGUGUGAUAAGAUAUUCCAAAAGAGUAGCUCACUGUUGAGACAUAAAUACGAACACACAGGUAAAAGACCCCACGAGUGUGGCAUCUGCAAAAAGGCGUUUAAACACAAGCAUCACCUGAUCGAGCACAUGCGCCUGCACUCCGGGGAGAAGCCCUACCAGUGCGACAAGUGCGGGAAGCGCUUCUCCCACUCGGGCUCCUACUCCCAGCACAUGAACCACCGCUACUCCUACUGCAAGAGGGAGGCCGAGGAGCGGGAGCCCCCCGAGCCGGGGGCCGCAGGCCCAGGGGUCCCGCCCGAGCAGCACGCGGGGCAGGGCGACUCGGACGAGAGGGAGAGCUCGACGCGGGAGGAGGAUGAGGACAGCGAAAAGGAGGAGGAAGAGGAGGAGGAGGAGCGGGAGCUGGAGGAGCUGGAGGAGGAGAAGGGAAGUGGAGCGGCGCGAGGGGCGGAGGAGGUGGAAGAGGAGGUGGAGGACGGGGAGGAGGAGAUGGACGACGAGGAGGACGAGGAGGAGGAGGCGGAGGAGGAGGGGGAGAGAGCAGAAACAGAAGGUGUGGGGCAGGGGGCGGGGGCUGGAAGCCAAGCCCAUAGCUUAGAACACAAAGUCAGUGAGGGCAGCGAGCAGGUGUCUGAAGAGAAAACAAAUGAAGCCUAAUAGUUUUUCUAGAAAAGAAAGAAAAUUCUAAUUGGUAAUGAAGUUUUGUUCUAUAUUAUACAUGCUUUUCAUGGAAACACAGUAACCUGUAUACUGUGAUUUCUGUUCACUACUGUGUAAAGUAAAAAUUUAAAAAAACACAAAAUCAAAAAAAAAAAAAAACCACACAAAAAAAAUCCGGGUGUGCCUGAACCUCAGACCUAGUAAUUUUUCAUGCAUUUUUCAAAGUUAGGAACAAGUUUGUAACAUGAAGCAGAUUAGAAAACUUAAUGACUCAGAAAGCAGAGAUUUAACAGGUUAAAGAAAGCUGAUUGAUUAGAUGAGCACCUGACAUUGUUUCAUUUUAUCAGUAUUAAUUAGCACUCUUACGUUAGUUUAUUCUUAAGCUGUACAAUUGGGAGAAAUUUUAUAAUUUUUUAUUGGUAAACAUAUGCUAAAUCCGCUUCAGUAUUUUAUUAUGUUUUUUAAAAUGUGAGAACUUCUGCACUACAGAAUUCCCUUCACGGAGAAGUAUAAUGCAGUUCAAAACCGUGCUAACUACCUUUUCUAAAUUCAACCUAGAAGGUAGUCAUUUCUAAUAUUUAGAUGUCACAGUAGAGCGUAUUCUCAUUUAAAGUGUAUUGUUAGCCUUAAGAAAGCAGCCGCUAGAAGAGCUGAAGUUUCUUACUCAUGUGGUUUAAAAUGGAGUUGACGAGAUUGCCGUUGAGUUCUGAUUGCAGGGACUAACAGUGUUGAUACUGGUGAGACAGCAGAGACGUCAGAAUCAGUGUUCGUAAUUGUGUUUGCGUACGUGGUACACAAAUAUGAAGGAUGUGAUAUGAAGCUUUGUAUCUCCUCUGGCCUUAAGCAAGACCUGUGUGCUGUAAGUGCCAUUUAUCAGUAUUUUCAAGGCUCUGACCAGCCUCCGUUCAUGCGUGGCCUACAAUAACUAGCAUUUGUUGAUUUGUUUCUUGUAUCAAAAUUCCAAAAUAAAAACCACUGACUCUGUCAGAGAAGCCAAACACUGGGACAUUUCACCCUUUAAUUCCUCAGUAUUCAUUUUGCGUUAAUUGACUUUCAAAAUUUCUCUACUGAAACGAAAGGGAAAUUUUCUAAUCUGCUUUAUCCAUGUACUUGCAUUUCAAACAUGGACCUGCCAUUGUUAUUUGGCUCAUAACUGUUUCCAAAUGUUAGUUAUUAUGGACCCAGUUUAUUAACAACAUUAGCUGAUUUUUACCUAUCAGUAUUAUUUUAUUUCUUUUAGUUUAUAGAUCUGUGCAACAUUUUUGUACUGUAUGUCUUCAAACUUGGCAGUAUUAAUACCCUUCUUACUGACAUAUGUACUUUUAGUUUUAGAAAACUUUUAUAUUUAUGUGUCUUAUUUUUAUAUUUCUUUAUUUAUUACACAGUGUAGUGUAUAAUACUGUAGUUUGUAUUAAUACAAUAAUAUAUUUUAGUAUGAAAAUUUGGAAAGUUGAUAAGAUUUAAAGUAGAGAUGCAAUUGGUUCUCUUGCAUUGAGAUUUGAUUUAACAGUGUUAUGUUAACAUUUAUACUUGCCUUGGACUGUAGAACAGAAUUUAAAUGGGAAUGUAUUAGUUUUACAACUGCAAUCAAGUCAUUUUACCUUUACCCAGUUUUUAAUAUAAAACUCUUAAAUUUUGAAAUUCACUGUGUGACUAAUAGCAUGAUGCUCUGCGGUUUUAUUAAGAGAUUAGUCUAACCAUAAAACUCUCAUUUCCUUAGGAAGCCAAAUUAGGAUAACCUCAUGUAAACAGUGUUGGGAACAACGUUUAACAUUUUGUGCCAAUUUGUUCCUGUAUUCAUGUAUGUAAGUUACAAAUCUGACUCUCCAUUUUUAAGUUCCUUGUUACACCAUGGUCAUUUUCUAGUUUUUUACCAGACUCCCCAUCUCACAAUAAAAUGCAUCAACAAGCCUGA